GAUUUUUUUUGAACGUGAAUAAAUUCAAAUUUAUCAUAUAUCUUUGUUGAUUACAAUUCAAGUACGAAUAUGAUUUUUUCAUUUCUUAGGAAUAAAACAGUUUAUAAAAAAAUUUAUUCGUAUUUGUAAUAAUAUAUUUGAUAACAUAAGAAAAGAUAAAUAUAAAAUUAUAUAUUUUUUAAAAUAUUAAAUUUGUGUUAAUAGUUUGGGUACCCGUUUUCAUCUCCAGUAACUAGCUGAGACAGAUAUUAAUUUCUAUUGUUUCUAAUAUUUAUUUUAAAAAAUGUUUCUUGACCCAUCUCCGGCUGCGGCCACCCGUUUCUAUCCCCACCUCUCAGCAACGGCAGCACGCUUCCCCACCGGCCCACCCUCACUCCCUCCCACUCCACACCGCGCCGGCACCAGACGGCAGACGCUGAGCUCCUCUGCCAAGCUCCGAACCCGAGAAAACCGCGAGAAUCCCAAGUGCCCGGCCAACAACUCCGACCUCCGUGCAGGCAAUGCCGGUCCAGGAUCCCUCCUCCUUGCCCUCCGCUGCAGGCGGCGGCGCGCGGGCCAAGCGCACGUCGUCGGCGCCGAUCCGGUCGGCUGACUACGCGCACAGCCCCACGCACCACUGCGUCGCGCUGCGGGACGCCACGGGGCUGCAGACCAUCCUCGCAGGCCUCCCGCCGCUCGCGCACCCGUCACUCGUCCUUACCGCCUCCGACGCCGCCCGGGAGGCCCGUCUCGCGCUCUCCGUCGCCGCCGCGCUCGACCGCCGCGACGUCCCGGGCGGGGACACCGCGCUGCACCUCGCGGUCCGGCUUCGGCUGCCCUCCUUGGCUUCUGCACUCGCCGCCGCGGGGGCGGACCCCACGCUGCAGAACCACGCCGGGUGGACCCCGCUCCAGGAGGCCCUCUGCCUCGGGUGCAGGGAGAUUGCAGCCUGCCUCCUCCGCGCGCACCGCCUCGCCGCCUGGGCUAAGCUCCGGCGCCGGGCGCCCGCCCUCUCCGCCGCGCUGCGUGGGGUCCAGGAUUUCUACCUCGAGGUGGACUUCCACUUCGAGAGUUCCGUCGUGCCGCUGCUCUCGCGCGCUGCGCCCUCCGACACCUACCGCAUUUGGAAGCGAGGAGCGGACCUUCGCGCGGACACCACGCUCGCCGGCUUCGAUGGCCUCCGCAUCCGCCGUGCGGACCACUCGUUCCUUUUCUUCGGCGAGGAGACAAGUGCCGGCGGCCGCCGCCUGCCUCCGGGUUCUCUGCUCGUGCUCCACCGCGGCCGGCGCGAGGUGCACGACGCUUUCGCGGCGGCCGCGGCCGCGGGCGACGAGGACGCUGCCACCUCCGACGCGGCCGCCUACCGCCCGGGGCUCAACAUCACCUCCGCGAGGCUCGUGCCGAGGACCACCUGGCUGCGGAAGGAGAAGACGGAGAACGUCGGCGAGUGGAAGGCGCGGGUGUUCGACGUCCACAACGUCGUCUUCUCCUUCCGCACCCUCAAGGCCGCGAGUGCCGGACGCAAGGAUUUCACCUUCGAGCUCGCUGGAGACGAGGACGGCGACGAAGACGACGACGAGUUCCUGCCACUGGAGAUCCGGGACGACGACGAGGACGGCGACUUCCUUGUCGCUGACAUCCCGCCGCCCCCAGCGCGGCGCAGCUGCUACGUUCCCGGCCGGCGCAGCGUGGCGGGGCCGCCGUCGCACUUGGGAACCCCGCAGAGGCGGAGGAACAGCGUGGACGUGCCCCGGCGGCUGCCGGCGUGCGCGUCGGUGGGGCGCGGCGAGGACGGCAUCUUCGCCCGGCACCCAGGUACGACGACGACGACGGGGGGAGCCAAGUGGAAGGAGGAGGAGACGAUUAAGACACUGCGGCCGUCGGUGUGGCUGACGGAGGACUUCCCCCUGAGCGUCGACGAAUUCCUGCCGCUGCUGGACAUCCUGGCCAGCCGCGUGCGCGCCGUGCGCCGGCUCCGCGAGCUGCUCACCACCAAGUUCCCACUAGGGACUUUCCCUGUAAAGGUUGCAAUCCCAGUGGUGCCGACAGUGAGGGUGGUCAUCACUUUCACCAAGUUCGUGCCCCUCACGGAGCCAGAGGAGUUCUUCACCCCGAUGUCGAGCCCCAGCCUGCUGGCGAGCCCAGGGCCAGGGAGCAUCACGGCGAAGCCCGACGCCCACAAGAGCAGCUCGUACCUGAGGUGGGGCUCGAAGAACUCGAGACCGAAGGCCGUGAACCUGUCGCAGGUCGCGGACAAUGCCGACCCCUUCACGGUGCCCAGCGACUACGCCUGGGUGAACAGCCUUGGGUCCAAGAACCACGACAAGAAGUCGGCCAAGUCCAAGAAGGGCAAGAGCAAGGAAACCUGAACAAACUCAUCCAGUCCAGCGGUGUAUUCACUCCGCGAGAACCUUGUAUGCAUGCGUAAGCCGUCAUCGGCCCAGAAACCUGUAAUUACCAAGUGCCAGCCUGGGACAUGCCUCGACGUUUAGGCCGGGCUUGCUCAGCGACGAUAAGCGUGGCGGUUUUAGCUGCCGGGGACGGAAGAGUUCAGAGAGUGUUAAACUAGGCCUCCAUUUCAACUGAUUGUUCAGCAAUGUGAUGUGUUGUAAAACUUGGCACCACCAAAAAAUGCAAUGAUUCCUCUGGUAGUUCUGGCACACACACACACACACUUCUGUUAUUUAGUUGUAUCUGUAUAUCUCCCUGGUAAGGUCUGUGGAUGAACUGGAAGAAGAGGAGCAAGGCACUGAAACAGUUCUGAAGAAA
Zea mays is the source of this 2748-nucleotide messenger RNA. RefSeq names its product ankyrin repeat domain-containing protein 13C. Gene Ontology annotation, cellular component: cytoplasm. The record is from RefSeq and is a predicted model, not a curated record. The coding region runs from base 501 to 2348 and encodes 615 amino acids. Lineage: Eukaryota; Viridiplantae; Streptophyta; Magnoliopsida; Poales; Poaceae. The transcript has 2 exons. Gene Ontology annotation, molecular function: protein binding.